AAUAAUCAAUUAGGUACAUCAGCUAAGAAUGCAAAUUGUGUGGACACACUGUAUCACAUUAGGGGAAAUGAAGAUUUAAUGGACAGAGGCCAUCAACAGCAGCUGGUGGACCAUGGAGAGAGAAGAUUUGAAGAAGAGGACAAUGAGAAUAGACGUCAUUUUUUUGAACCACCAGAAGUAGAUGCAUCAGAAG
Messenger RNA from Podarcis lilfordi (Lilford's wall lizard), 193 nucleotides. The record is from the annotation of a GenBank genome assembly. NCBI's taxonomy places the organism in Eukaryota, Metazoa, Chordata, Lepidosauria, Squamata, Lacertidae.